CAGGUCCACGUUCUGGAUGCAAUUUCAAGUAACCUGCAUUAUUCAUUACAAUUUAGGAACCCCCCCUGAGCAUUGGAUUCUUUUCACAUUGAUGACAGAUAAUAACCACCAAACCAAUGUCAAACAACCAAACAGGAAUCCUUGCAAAAGUGAUUAAGGCAGCACUAAACCUGAAAGUCCUUGGGUGCCAUUUACUACAUCCAAAAGAAUACUAUAUUUCCAUGAGGGCUGAGAACCCGGUAAGCAUUAAGUGAACAACAAAAUCACUGCAAUGAAAAAGAGUCCAUGCUAGGCUGCUCUGAAUUUGAUUGGUCCAGAUUUCCCAGCCACAUGUGCAGUGUCAGUCAUUCAUUCCAGGGCAAGCCCUAGAGAAUCACCUCCCAUCAUCCUUACCUGGUCCCUACCUUGUCUAUUAAGCCCCCACGACCGCAUUGUUGUUGGCAGUUCAAUUGCUUCAGCAACCGCAGGCUAGGCCAUAUGCAUGAUAUAGUUCACUACUGGAGUGAUUCACACGGAGGGGGUCACUCACACUAGAUGGAACAGCCAGUGAAUCUUGCAAGGAUAAAUACAGGGGGGCAUGGCAGGUUGACUUCAGUUCGUCAGCAGGAACUGCACGUGUUUACACCCAGCCAGAGAAAUACUGUGGCAAGUUGUGAUACUCUAAACACGCUGCCCAUGUCCUAACUGCAUCAAGUGAAUGAGCAGGUACAUGAGCUAGCGGUUUUUGACUUGAACCUCAAGCCAAUUGAUUUUCCUGACGAGCCUCUUCAUUUUUCGGUCAAGAUGGAUUGCUCAUUGCUAAGUUUGCUUCUUGUUGUCUUCAUGGCAUACCUUCAAACGUCACAGAUUGUAUUAGGAUGUCAAUGUGCUCACAGACAUCCACAACAACACUUCUGUCAAGCCGAAUUUGUUAUUCGCGCCAAGAUCCUCAGCAAGACCUACGAGCCAAUUAGUCCAUCACAGUCCCUUCCCACCACCCCUCAGCCCACGACGAAACCCCCCUGGAGGUUUCCCGCAGUCAGCAAGCUGAGGAUGGCCAAACCUCCCAAGAUGCUCCGCCCCCUAUCAGAGGGGGAGAUGGAGUCCUGGAACACCUGGGCCAUGAGGCUGAGGUACACCGUGCAGGUGGAGAAAGUGUACAAGGGGGAGGAGCGGAUACUAGCCAGGAGCAGGAUUGAGAUCAUCAGCCCAGCUGACAGCGGCAUGUGCGGCGUGACCAUGCUGGACGAGGGCAAGAAAUACUUGCUGACAGGAAACUUUGCCGAGAGAGGUCCGACAAUUCAUCUUUGUGACUGGGUGGCUGAGUCACAUCUCGUGACCAAGAGCCAGCGACAAGGACUGAAGUACAUCUACAAGAAAUACUGUGAUGAGUGCACUAUCAAGCCUGGUGUCAUAUAUUGGCCUCCGGAAGCCAAGGAAAAAGACGUCUGCGCUUACAACCCCUACUUAUUCCAUGAGGAUGACUGUGCAGCCCUGCACUCUGCCUGUGUCCGUAGACCAAGUGGGGUUUGCGAGUGGCAAGUCACCAACAAAAUGAAACGGUGUCAGAAGGGGAGCGACUUGAAAAUGAGGCCAAGAGGAAGACGUGCCAAGAGCAAGAGGGUUGGUACUGUAUGAACCGCCAGAAAAAAAUGUUUUAAAGCUAAUUUUGAACUGCGACAAUCACACAAUUUUGAGUGUUCCUUCAAAUGCUUGUAACUAUCUUGAGAUCAUAGACCUGUUCAGGACCAAAUGAAUUUGGCUUUUGACAACCCUUUUUUGUGGAGCAGAAUUGAGCAGACUGGGUAGACAAAUCUGAAAAGCUUUUCUGUGAAAGAAAAAGAGAGGAAUAUCAAGUCAUGGAUUAGCCUGACAAACCAAUUGAGGGGACUAAAAACGGUUCAAAUAUUACUGGCUAUCACUAAAGUUAAAUGCAUGAAUGCAAAUAUACUGAUAAAAAGAAGAAAAAUAUCUGCCAUUUCCUCCAUUCAGCUUGAAGGUUUCGUCGUAUCAGAAAAAAAUCUACAAAAGUAUUUAAUGUUUAUGAUUUAAACAACCCUGUAAAUUAUUGGAUGCUAAAUUAUAUCUUGCUCUGUAAAUAACCCUCUGUAUAAAUUCUUGGACAAAUGUUUGUGGACAUACUAUUGUAUUUUUUAACUUAAAUCCAAAUGCAUCAUACUGUUCUGAUGAUUACUGUUACCCUGAGUGGCCAAUACCUCAAACUGCUCUUAUCGACAGGUGUCUUGAAAACCCCUAAAUUGUGGGGAGGGGAGCCAUGAAGCUUUCUAAAAUAAGAUACCUCCAAGGACAAGCUGGCCCAGAAAAACUGUCUGACAAUUUUUCCUCUAAAUUGGGAAACUGGAUUUGUGUCAACUCAAGAAAAUGAACAAUUUGAAAAAGCUUAACCUUAUUACUAGGCCCAUGUUUUUUUGGAACGGGUCACCUGGGAUGUGGUGGUUAUUUGACUGCUUGUUCAAAGCUUGGGAAUGAAGGCAUGCUACAUGGCAUACAGUCAUGUUGUACGGACAAAGAUCAACAGCUUAAUCAUCUUGCAACACAGAAUAUGUGUAAUGUGAUGGUUACCCCGGGAGGACUCAACUGUGUGAGUUGGACGCUGCAUGCUGCCACAUCCAUCAAGGGGCAAUGUGGGGCCAUGUCCACAAUUGGCAUUACUGGCUAAGUCUACAGCUGUUCUCCAUAGUGUGCCAUUGGCAAAGAGCAAAGCUGUAAGCCACAAAACACCUACAUUUGGAUGUGGUCUGUUGCCUGCCAUCAGUUGACAGGGACAGUAUUACAGCAGCAGCCAAAAGUGAACGUUAAAUGAUGUAAAGAUUACAACACUGCUGUAGCUUAAGCAUGCAGCUCUGACCCAACCCAAAACUUACGAGUGACCUCACCUACACUGUAUGCCCCACCCAUCCUCUUCCAGGUUACAUGCUGGCAGACUUUGCCCGUAUUCUUUUGAAUAUCAUUUUAUAUUGGGAAAUGGAAACAACUGUAGCAAUCACCCAUUUACAAACACCUUAAAGGGUCCAUGCGGACCUCCCUGAAUGAAUAGCCAUUUUCUUCUUUAUGUUGUGCCUGGAUAUGUCAGUAACAGUACAAAUGGUGAAAAAAAUUAAUAAAAUGUAUUUAAUUAUCGUUAAUUGUGAGAGACAGUGAAAAAAGUAGGCAGGUUUAUAUUUUUUCUGUCCGUUUCACUGAGUCUUGACAUAUCUACAGGUUCAACCUGUCGAAAUUAUAUCCAUUGUUACUGAUGUCAUCACUCCCUGACUUUUUUUUAUUUGUGUGAACCAAACCAAUGUACAAAAGAAUCUGUGUUUAAUAAAGUAAUUAAACAUGAUUUCAAGCGAGGUACUCUUGACAAUACAAACAUAUCUUCCCUUGUCUAAUUUUAACAGGGAUUUCAUCUUUUUCUGAGUGUAUUUUGACGGGUAUUGGAUACAAACAGGUAUCAGCGUAUAUUAUGUAAAUAGAUGUUAAAAGAGCAUGUGUGUAUGGUGCUAUAUAUCAUAUUGCUUCUUUGAGAAGCACAUGUAAUAUCUGUAAAGAAAGGUAUUCAUUCUUUUCUAUUUUUACUAAUAAUUCAUUAUCUUUAUUCUUCUGACUUCGAUGUAUAAAAACUGAAAUAGAUCAGCUUACAUGCAAGUGUGGAUACACGGUGUAUGUGUAUAAAAAAUCUUUUCUGCUUGAAAUUGAAAAAUUUGUUCGAACUUACUAUGAAUGGCAAGAUGAUUUAUGUAUUUCUUUUUCAAAGACGAAGCAAUAUCUGGUCACAGAUCAAUGAAUCAUUUCUCUUAUCUGCCCUCCAUAAAAUCUGUAACAAGGGAAGAAUUUCCGCCAGUUAUUACUCCUGAUUUCAUCUUUCUUGUCACUCCUUCCAACUCCCAACUGUGAAUUGGACACAAAUUCAUUGCGACAAGAAUUACAGAUGUACCACAUGAAAGAUCACUAAAUGUAGUUAUAGUUGCAUGCUCACUGUGAAGUUUUCCUUCACAAAAACUGGGAAAGGGGUUACUAUUUGCAUAAAAAGAGAAACUAUAAAGGUCACUACGACUGCCCUAGCUGAUACAAAGUCAUCACUCCAUUCUGGGUUGGUGACUUGGGGCAAGAUUAUGAAUUUCCUGCACGGACAUUGGUUAAUUACAGACUCCUGCUACCCGGCCACUAAGGCAGGGUCCUUCUCACGGAAUCCCCAUUGACCAAAAAAAAAAAAAAAACUGGCCAUGCUUAUCCCACUUUUUUCUUUGUUGACCUGUCCUUUAAAAGCUAAUAAGGAUGCAAAUUAGAGUAGUAACAGGACAUUGACACUGACGAGAAUGGAAAUAAAAUUACACUGUACGGAACUUUGCAAAUUAUGAAAGUGUUUUAAUUUGCUGAUGGCUACUUUCCCGGUAGUUUUACUGACAUUUCCUGUAAAUUGACAUGUAAUUGGCAGAAAGUGCAGUCAACUUUUUACAGGUGUUCUGGACUAACACACACAAAUAAACAUACUCAUAUUGCAGACAUCAAACA
Acanthaster planci (crown-of-thorns starfish) is the source of this 4494-nucleotide messenger RNA. Its product is annotated as metalloproteinase inhibitor 3-like. Gene Ontology annotation, cellular component: extracellular matrix. Gene Ontology annotation, molecular function: protease binding; metalloendopeptidase inhibitor activity. The record is from RefSeq and is a predicted model, not a curated record. NCBI's taxonomy places the organism in Eukaryota, Metazoa, Echinodermata, Asteroidea, Valvatida, Acanthasteridae. Gene Ontology annotation, biological process: negative regulation of endopeptidase activity; negative regulation of membrane protein ectodomain proteolysis.